CACAUCCGAAUCAUAAUAAAACGUAAUAAAAUGAAAAUACGAUAAUUGACUGCAGAGAAAAACGCAAAUUUAACCAAAUUUUCACGCAAAUUAACGCCCAAAAUGGCAUCCAACACAGUUUCCACGAACAAUGGCAUAAAAAUUGGCAAUUAUUAUCUCGGACCAACUCUCGGCAUUGGCACAUUUGGCAAAGUAAAAAUUGGAACACAUCAACUCACAGGACACAAGGUCGCUAUAAAGAUUUUGAACCGACAAAAGAUCAAGAGUUUGGAUGUCGUUGGAAAGAUUCGACGAGAAAUUCAGAAUUUGAAACUCUUCCGGCAUCCGCACAUUAUCAAGUUGUAUCAAGUCAUUUCCACGCCGACGGAUAUUUUCAUGAUUAUGGAAUAUGUAAGCGGCGGCGAAUUAUUCGAUUACAUCGUAAAACACGGAAAAUUGCAAGAACACGAAGCUCGCAGAUUUUUCCAACAAAUUAUCUCAGGCGUCGACUACUGUCAUCGUCACAUGAUCGUACAUCGAGAUUUGAAACCCGAGAAUUUGCUGCUUGAUCAAAACAUGUACGUAAAAAUUGCCGACUUUGGUCUCUCAAACAUGAUGAUGGAUGGCGAAUUUUUGCGAACUUCUUGCGGAUCGCCCAAUUACGCAGCGCCCGAAGUCAUUUCCGGCAAAUUAUAUGCCGGACCUGAAGUCGAUAUUUGGUCUUGCGGCGUAAUUUUGUACGCUUUGCUGUGCGGAACGUUGCCUUUCGACGACGAACACGUGCCAACGCUCUUCCGCAAAAUCAAAUCUGGCGUUUUUCCCAUUCCCGAAUACUUGAAGAAGGAUGUCGUGAGUCUUUUGUGUCAAAUGUUGCAAGUAGACCCCUUGAAACGUGCCACAAUCGAGGAAAUUAAGAAGCACGAGUGGUUCCAAAAGGAUUUGCCGUCGUAUUUGUUCCCGUCGCCCGUCGAGCAUGACAGUAGCGUUAUCGACACAGCCGCUGUCGAAGAAGUUUGCGAGAAAUUUAACGUAAAACCUGUCGAAGUGCAUGGCGCUUUGCUCAGCGGCGAUCCACAUGAUCAACUUACCAUCGCGUAUCACUUGAUUGUCGACAACAAACGCAUUGACGAGGCAGCAAAAGCGGAAAUUAAGGAUUUUUACGUCGCGGGAAGCCCGCCGGCGAACAUUCCGCAACAAACUGUCGUCGAAAAAUCCGAGGGGAAAGAAAAUUCCUUCAAACCGCAUCCAGAACGCAUCGCGCCGCUUCGUGAACGAGGCUUGGCAACGUCAACCACGGCAACUGCGACGAUCGAACGUCAUCGCGGAACGCCCAUUAAACGCGCAAAAUGGCAUUUGGGCAUCCGUUCGCAGAGCAAACCGAACGACAUCAUGCUCGAAGUUUAUCGUGCCAUGAAAGCGCUCGACUUUGAAUGGAAAAUUGUCAACCCGUAUCACGUUCACGUGCGAAAACUCAACAAACGGCUCGAACAUUACGUCAAAAUGUCGCUGCAAUUGUAUCAAGUCGAUGCGAAGAGCUAUUUACUGGAUUUUAAGUCAUUGACGAAUGACGAGGCGGAACAAAGUGACGACGUGAUUUUGGAUAGUUUGACGCCGCCUACAAGCGGAUCGAUGUCGGGCAUUAAUUUGAUGCAACAACAACCCGGGCAUCAUACCAUGGAGUUCUUUGAGAUGUGUGCCGCACUAAUUAUUCAACUUGCACGCUAAAUUUAAACAUUUCGGAACGAGUAUUCUUGUUAAUUUUAUGUAGAAAGGCUUAUAUUUUAUCACUUGAAUUAGAUUUUUAUGUCUUGAAACAAUCUCGUGUUUUGAUGAUUUUCCGAAGAUCAUUGGAGCUUUAUGGUGUUUUGAAUAAAUAAAAAUGUUUAA
This is a messenger RNA of Culicoides brevitarsis, 1866 nucleotides long. It is a transcript of the gene AMPKalpha, whose product is annotated as 5'-AMP-activated protein kinase catalytic subunit alpha-2. The coding region runs from base 103 to 1704 and encodes 533 amino acids. The record is from RefSeq and is a predicted model, not a curated record. The transcript is spliced from 3 exons. NCBI's taxonomy places the organism in Eukaryota, Metazoa, Arthropoda, Insecta, Diptera, Ceratopogonidae. Gene Ontology annotation, biological process: protein phosphorylation; intracellular signal transduction. Gene Ontology annotation, molecular function: protein serine/threonine kinase activity; ATP binding. Gene Ontology annotation, cellular component: cytoplasm.